This is a messenger RNA of Thamnophis sirtalis, 535 nucleotides long. Lineage: Eukaryota; Metazoa; Chordata; Lepidosauria; Squamata; Natricidae. The record is from RefSeq and is a predicted model, not a curated record.
GAGAACGGCAGAAUACAUUAUUUGCAACACCACGACUUUCGGGAGCGUGGUGGAGAAGAAUAUGGUGGACGUAACGGUGAAGGUGGACAAGGCCACGCUGCGGAAGGAGCUGGAGAAGGCCAAAAUGCACAAGGAGCUGAAGUUCAAAUACGUGGAGGACCCAACGAUCUUGAGGAUCGAACCUGAGUGGAGCAUCGUCAGUGGAAACACACCUGUUACGGUUUGGGGUACCAACCUGGAUCUCAUCCAGAACCCUCAGAUACGGGCCAAGUAUGGCGGGAAAGAACACAUCAAUGUCUGUGAAGUUCAGAACGAGACGGAAAUGGUCUGCCAGGCGCCGGCCUUGACGGUGGACACUAGCAACCAGUCCGACCUCGCCGAGCGGCCGGAUGAAUUCGGCUUUGUCUUGGACAAUGUCUUCUCCUUGCUGAUCCUCAACAAGACCAACUUCACCUACUACCCAAACCCCGUCUUUGAGGCCUUCGGUCCCCCCGGGAUCUUGGAACUGAAGCCUGGGACCCCUCUGAUCUUGAAG